Messenger RNA from Trichoderma citrinoviride, 588 nucleotides. RefSeq lists its product as hypothetical. The record is from RefSeq and is a predicted model, not a curated record. The transcript is spliced from 4 exons. The coding region runs from base 1 to 588 and encodes 195 amino acids. Lineage: Eukaryota; Fungi; Ascomycota; Sordariomycetes; Hypocreales; Hypocreaceae.
AUGGCAUCGUAUCAUAGAGUGUUGAAGACCUUUGAUAGGUCGGUGAAGCAAAAAAGUGUAGAAUGCGACUAUGACAUUCAUCCAUGGGACGUGUUGAUAGACGGUGCGAGAUGGAAUGGAAAGAUCCGACUUGUUGGUUUCGUGGAUGUGUUCUUUCUCAUCUGUUACUCGGGUGAGUCUCGUUUUGAGCAAGGCAUCAUUAUCUAUAGACCAAUAUUCAAGAGGUAUUUUGACUUUCAGAGAGUCAAGGGAGGUCUCGACUACACAAUCACGAGUCUAGGACAUGAAGUGGGAGUCAAGACGGAAUACGAUGCGUCCCUUCUCAGGAAAUAUGUCAUCAAGAUCCGCAAAGGCAGAGAUUCCGCAAUGAAGUCGCGGAUUCGACGUGGAGUUAGCCAGCAUAACCUUUUCGAUCUCAUGCAUGAUGCGGUUCGUCUCGGAAUUAUCACGCAGGCCGAACUUAUCGGCCAAAUCAUUGGGAAGACGAUCGGUGGGUCGACCAUGGAAGAUGUCGCCAAGAAAUAUCUCGAUGCUCUCAGUGGAGCUAGGAGUUCUCAGAAUGUCGCACUGGAAGCGGACAGACAGUGA